AUGGACGAGACGCUCUCGCUGGGCGACCUCAAGGACGCGCUCAAGGAAACGCUUGAAGCACGGGGCUCGCUGGGUCCGAUCAAAGCGCGGCUGCGCGCCGAGAUCUUCCAAGCCUUGGACGAGGGCGGCGUGAAGCCCAAGCUCUCGAACGAAAACCUGAUCAUCAACGAACUUAUCCGCGAGUACUUGGAGUACAACGGGUAUCGCCACACGCUCUCGGUCUUUCUGCCCGAGUCGGGCCAGCCGCUCGAACGCCCGUUCCAGCGCCGCUUCCUCGCCCACGAGCUCCACAUUGCGGAAGACCCGCGCUACAACCAGAUCCCGCUGGUCUACGGCAUCGUCGCGGCGCUCCAAGACGCGCGAACAACUGCCGAGAGUCCUCCUCGUACUACCCGCGUCGCCGUGGAUUAG
Saprolegnia parasitica CBS 223.65 is the source of this 411-nucleotide messenger RNA. RefSeq lists its product as hypothetical. Gene Ontology annotation, molecular function: protein binding. The transcript has 4 exons. NCBI's taxonomy places the organism in Eukaryota, Oomycota, Saprolegniomycetes, Saprolegniales, Saprolegniaceae. The coding region runs from base 1 to 411 and encodes 136 amino acids. Gene Ontology annotation, cellular component: microtubule organizing center. The record is from RefSeq and is a predicted model, not a curated record. Gene Ontology annotation, biological process: microtubule anchoring.